AUGGAGAAGGUGAAGCUAACUAGAAGUUAUUACCAUCAUCCCUCAAAUGUCCAGCUACAUGGUCACCCAAUUGGUACAGUGUUUCAACAAACUGUUAACAAAUAUCGAGAAAAAGAAGCUCUUAUUUUUCCUGAGGAUAACGUCAGAAUCACUUUUGAUGACCUGAAUAAGAGGUCGAAUGAAUUUGCUGGUGGUUUGACCAAGCUCGGUUUACAGCACGGCGAUCGAUUGGGAGUGUGGAGUGACAACCAUUUAGAGUGGGCUAUAGUGCAUUUAGCUGCAGCUAAGAUAGGUUUACCAGUGGUUCACCUGCAAGUUGGUUUCCGAGCUCAUCAGUUAGUGCCUUUACUACACAAGACCAAAUGCACGGCUUUAGUGAUGGGUCUCGCUUCUCGUGAUUUAUUCACAGAGAUCCAUGAGGUAGUACCGGAUUUAAAGGACGCCAAGGCCGGAGAGCUACAGAGUACUCAUAUUCCAACUCUUCGCGUAGUUAUAAAUCUUGACGCACAGUGUCACCCAGGAACAUUCAAGUUCAACACCAUAUUAGAUUUAGGAAAACAACUAGAUCCCGGUAAACUACUAGAAAGAAUGAAUAAAGUAGAAGUGGAUGAUUUAUCUGCUAUCUUUUUCACUUCUGGCAGCACAGGUACCCCUAAGGCAAUUGUACAUACACAUGGAACCCAGAUAAAUAAAUAUAUUGUAUUAUUUGGCAGUGGUUUGGUAGAUAACCAUUAUUCAAAAUCGUUUAUGACGUCACCAUUUGCACAUUUAGGUGGGGCAGAUUGUGGACUGAUGUUUCCUGCCAUCAGUGGAGCAACUGUUGUGAUUGGUUCACCCAAAAUGGAAGCCAGCGACAUUAUUAAAAUCUUGAUAGAUGAGCAAAUUGAGAGCUUAUUCCUUCUUCCUCAUUUAAUGUUUGAUAUAAUUAACUUUUGUCGAACUGAGCAACUUAGCUUUCCGUCAUUAAAGACAGCAUAUACAGGUGGGUCAAUGAUGCCCGACAGACUUUUGAAAUCGAUAUCUGAAGUUCUUAAAGCUAAAGUGUUCAGAGUUUAUAGUUCAACUGAAGCUGGUGGAGUUCUUAUGCAUCGAACUGACUCUCCACUUGAACUAACUAUUUCAACAGAUGGCUUUCCUUCUGUCGGCUGUGAGGUCAAAGUCGUUGAUGCCACCGGGCGUAUUGCACCAGUCAAUGUGUGUGGUGAACUUUGGGCACGAAAUUCAUUCUUAUUCCUAUACUAUCUUGGAGAUAAUGAGAAGACCCAAGAAGUUAAAACUCCUGAUGGCUGGUACCGCACAGGAGAUUUGGCAGUCAUGAAUGAACAAUCGUAUUGUCGAAUAGUUGGAAGAAAGACAGAUACUAUCAUACGAGCUGCACUGAAUAUAUACCCGGCAGAGAUUGAAAAUGUACUUAUACAGCAUCCUAAAGUGAAGAUGGUGCAGGUCGUCCCAAUACCGGAUGAGAGGCUUCAUCAAGAAAGUGGUGGUCGUCGCGCCACGCGUGCGCGAGAUAUGUGUCUUAUAUUAACAACGAUGGCGAUUUUGACCAACAAGUACGAACCGAGGCGUUACCAAGCUUUAACUAG
Saccoglossus kowalevskii is the source of this 1586-nucleotide messenger RNA. RefSeq names its product medium-chain acyl-CoA ligase ACSF2, mitochondrial-like. Lineage: Eukaryota; Metazoa; Hemichordata; Enteropneusta; Harrimaniidae. The record is from RefSeq and is a predicted model, not a curated record.